Messenger RNA from Rhizophagus irregularis DAOM 181602=DAOM 197198, 3229 nucleotides. RefSeq lists its product as uncharacterized. Lineage: Eukaryota; Fungi; Glomeromycota; Glomeromycetes; Glomerales; Glomeraceae. The record is from RefSeq and is a predicted model, not a curated record. Gene Ontology annotation, molecular function: zinc ion binding; nucleic acid binding.
CAAAACUAACUAACUUAUCUUGUUUGUAAUACCCUGAACAACGUUAAAUUUCAAAAUUAAUACGGUUUACUUGUACAAUUUUUAAACGAUAUACGCGAAAAUAAAAAGUUCCUUUCUUGUAUUAUAAUAAUUUUAAUUUUGAAUUUUGCAACACUUUUUUUCUAUUUCAAUUUUUGCACUUACAUUUUUAACAUAAAUUUUUAUUUUGUACCUUAGAAGUAAAAAUGACCGAAAGCGAAUUCAACCCAAUUGCUAUUUACAACAAUCUAGUCAACUUGCGCAUUAAGCCACAGCCUGGUGGAAAAAAUGCUAAUGUUGAAACCCAAUUAAUGUCGAACUUACGGGUCGACAUGGCGUCCGUUCUUAAGGAAGUUAAUCGCUAUCGUGCAUGUGAUGCUGGAACAUGCUUUUAUUGUCGAGAAUGGGCACUAUUUAUUUACAAGAAGAGUUAUAACGUUAGAAACCAAGGUCAAAAUGUUAAUGAUAUUAAUAGUACCGUUGAGACAGAGAACAAGAAACCGAAAGAAGCUGCAUCAGAAAUUUGUCAGCAAUGUUAUGAUUUCAUUAAUAAAUACGGAGAAAAAAUCAAAUUAGUUGGGUCAACUAAUGAAAUGGAAACUAAUCUAGUUGAUUCUAUUGUUCAAAAAAUUUUUGCAUGGAUUAAAUUACCUAACAGUUUAUAUGCACCACCUAAUUUAUUUACCUCCGUAGAAUUCGAUACACCUCAACAAACAGUAGUAUAUUCCAAACAAGAAAAUGAUCUUCUUAAUGCAAUUGAGAUUGAAAAGUCUAAUUUGGUAAUUCAAAAAGAUUCAUUUCCGCUUCUUAAACAUAUCAAUAAGGUACAAAAAUGCGACCAUACCAGACCUGAUUGGAAAAAUCCUACCGAUCUUGAUCUUGAUCGAAGAGUAUUCAAUGAUAAAUUACAUAAGGAGGCACAUAAAAAUGAGGAAAUAUUAGCCGAAAGUUUGGGUCAGGUAUGGUUGUACGUCAAUAAUUUUUUAACUUCUAUGCUUCAAUUGGAAGAAAGCCGAGAUUUAAUUUUUGGGAAAGGGUGCUCAACAAAACUUUCAAGUUUUUUGAAAGAAUAUCAGGAUGAGUGUCUUCCUUUUAAUGAAUAUUGGGCGCCAAUUGCUGAAGCCUAUAAAAAAUCGGGUAAAUCAAAGAAAGGGAAUACGAAUUCAGCAAAUGUUGUUGAUGAUAUAGAUACGGCUUUUUGUACGUAUAUUAAUAAUGCUAGAACCGUGAUUUCACUUUGGGAGGAAGGAUUUGCUGAGAAGAUUCUUAAUAAUGCAGUUCAAUUUGGAGAGGAAACACAGCGAUCAUUAACUAGUUUAAUAGUAGAAAGUAAAGAAAGAAUAGUCGAUGGACGUGUUCAAAAAUUUCAUAAUAAUAUUUUAACAAAAUGUAGUGAUGCGUUAAGAACGGCGAAAGACAUUAAAUUAUUGAUAUCAAAACGUGUGUCAAUCUUACGUACAGAAAUAACAAAAAAAAAUAACGAACUUAUCCAAGAACUUGAGGUACUUGAAGAUUCCUAUAAGAAUGAAUCUCAAAAAACUUUACAUGGUCGAUUAGAAAAGGCGAAUAAUAAAGAGUAUCGUAAACGAAUCAAAAAAUUCGAGAAUGCAAUACAGGGAUCUAGGCAACAUACUAUUAAUUUGAUCGGAAAUUUAUUUCCAGUUACCGAACUUACGGACAUUUGUACGAGAUGUUUAGAAAUUUUAAUGAUGGAAGGAGAAAUGUGGGAAGCUGUUCAAUUAGGAAGGAAUUACAAAAAUUAUGAAGCAACAUCACAAAAACUUGAAUCGCAAAGACAACAAAUAUUAAAAUAUUAUAAUGAAGGAGUUGAAAAUGGACGAAAUGUCUUGUCUGGUAUCAUUGGGCGUUUAUUUUUAAAGGAAGCUCAGAGACAACAGGAUGAGACAUUAGCUCUAAAGAAACAAGAAUCAUUUCUACAAUCGAUGAAGCAAGAGUCUGGAAAGAAGAAAGGCCAAAGCACCACAGAAUUAGUGGAACCUUCAGGUUCUACUGAAAGCUCAAAAAAGAAGAAAAAUAAGAAGCGGAAGAACACGGUAGACAAAGAGAUGAGCUCAGAAUAUAAAUUAGACGCACCAAAUGACACGUCAAAGCAAACAAAACAACAAUUUUUAAAAGAUAUGAUAAAUGAAAAUGGUCCGAAUGAUAUUCUCAUGUCCGCGAAUUCGGAAACAGUAAGUACAAGUUCCCCGCAGCCUUCUUACUCGACUUCCAAUAAUAAACCUAAAGAAACAACCGAACGUCGAUUAUCGAUUCCACCAGGUUUAAGUUCACCUGGAGAUACAUAUUCACAGUCUCCUCCAAACGAUCACUCGUCUUUGCAAGACGGAAACUAUGAUGAUGCUAGUAAAUUAAACCUUGAUGUGUUGAAUAGAUCAGAUUUGAUUAUGCUCAUUCAGAAUUUAUCGGCUGAGAAAACUCAAUUAGUGAACACACUGAUUUUAAUGCAACAAGAGGUAAAAGCAAUGGGAGCUAGAUAUGCAAAUCUUGUGGAGAUGGCUCGGGAUCGUGAAUUUCAAAUUGAAACACGAAAACAGCAAGAGUUGGAAGAAGCGAAGAAAUAUAUUCAAACUUUAGAAUUAAGAAUAUCUCAUCUAGAGAAGCAGAAUAUUGCAGGUAAUGGUAAUAGCGAGUCAACAAGUCCAAAAAGCAGUUCAUCUCCCGAGAGUCCUAUUGGAACUAGUACUAGCCAGAUUUCACAACCAUCAGGAUUUAAUCUCUUUCCAAAUAAUAGAACAGGUCCAGGUCCUUUGAUUGGAUCUAAGAAAUAUUUGAAUCCUUGGCGAAGUCCUACUUCAGGUUCUCGACAUAUGAGGUGCGGAAAUUGCGGAGAUCAGGGUCAUGUUAGUCAAGAGUGUACAGUUGGAUGUAGAUAUUGUGGUAAUUCGGGGCAUUUAAGUGAGAAUUGUGAUACUCCUAAUUAUAAUUUUGUUGGUGGUAGUGGCAGUGAAGAAAAUGGGAUUAAGUGUUAACACCAAUAGAAUUGAUAAAACCAUUGGCUUAAACGGUUCGAACCAUUUUUAAACCCAUUUGUCUCAUUGAAAAUGUUAGAUGUUACACAUAUGGAAUAAUCUAUUUAAAUAUUUAGGGUUUAACGAAAUUUUUUAGUGUUAGACCACUUGUUAUUGAUGUCAAUAUUGUAUUUUUGAUUAUUUUGUUUUUAUAUUAUGUGUACAUUAUAUCUGGAUUUAGU